GGAGGGAGGGAGAGAGACAGGGAGAGAGAGAGGCAGCACAGCUGACCUUCAGAGGGAAAAGCAAGGAAUAGCCAACCCAAUAGGCAGGCAGCUUAACGGAGGAGAGCAAAGUGUGGUGGCAGAUCGAGGUAGAAAAGAAAGUCAAAAGCAAGCCCUCAGUGAUAAAGAAAGGACUUCAGAGGGCAGUACCAACUACUGGACAAUGAAGGCUGAGCUAGGAUACUGCUCUCUGCUUCUUCUUCUCCUUACUGUAGAUGUUUGGGGACAGCAGACCAGACCCCGACCUCGACCUCGACCAAAACCUCCCACCACCAGGAGGCCUCCCAAGAAAGAACCAGAACCCAUGGAGCCCACUGACUUUCCUCCUGUUAUCAUUGGUCCUCCUUCUUCAUUCCCAGACUGCCCAAGGGAAUGCAUGUGCCCCGCUUCCUUCCCAAAUGCCUUGUACUGUGAGAACCGCAACCUCCGCAGAGUCCCGGUCAUCCCGCCUCGCACCCACUAUCUCUACCUACAGAACAACUACAUUGAUUCAGUGACUGCAGAUUCCUUUAACAAUGCCACAGAGCUCAAGUGGAUAAACCUGGGGAAUAAUCGGAUUCGGUCUAUAGAGAAACAAGUGUUUGAGAAGAUUCCAAACCUGCUGCAUCUAUAUAUGCAGAAGAACUUUUUAAAGGAAGUCCCAAGCAAUCUGCCUAGUGGUUUGGAGCAACUACGACUCAGUCGCAAUCAGAUCUCAAAGAUCGCUCCUGGAACGUUCAACAAGAUGGAACACCUUGUUCUUCUGGACUUGCAUCAUAACAGGAUCAGCGACAGCAACCUAGCCAAGAAUAUCUUUAAAGAUCUUAAAAAUCUGGUACAGCUUAACCUGGCUCACAACAUCCUGAGGAAGAUGCCUGCAAAUAUACCCAACAGCAUAGCCCAGUUGUUCUUGGACAGGAACAACAUUGAGGACAUUCCCCAGGACUAUUUUAAGGACUUCACGAACCUGGCCUUUGUCAGACUUAACUUCAACCACUUGACUGACAAGGGCCUCCCAAAAAUGGUAUUCAAUGUUAGCACACUGAUGGAUUUGCACUUGGCGCACAACAAUCUGACUACCGUUCCACUGUUCAACACCCACCUGGAGCAUCUACACCUUAACAACAACAAUAUUGAGAGUAUCAAUGGAACAGCGAUCUGUCCUUUUACCCUGACUGAGGAUGUGCAUGAUCCAGACAGCGUGCCCAGGCUGAGGUACCUCCGGCUGGAUGGUAACCACUUGACCCCACCCAUCCCACUGGACGUCAUCAUGUGUUUUAGACAUCUCCACUCAAUAGUGAUUUAGAGGACGUCUGAAUCUCUAUGCACAGUGCUCCUGUUCACUUGACAGUACUGACUGAAUUAACAGUACUACAGUAUGGGAAACACAAAGAAAUAGCAAUAUACAGUUGCUUAAUAGCUUCAGGAAUGUUUGCCUGAGCUUCAAAAAGCAUAUUUAUUAAACUUCAAAUAGGAACAACCGCUUUGAGCAUGUCUGCGUUAAAGAUACACAUUUGAUGUUAUGUUCUUGUGAUGCAACAGUAUUAACUACAAUUAAUAUCUAUGAAAUAAAGGUACAUUAACUGACAUGCAGUUUUCAAUCUACAUUGUAGUUAUGAAUAAUGCACUGAAAUAGUUAAAGUGCAUUGAAAAUGCUGCCUAUACACUCACUUAUUAACACCUGUUAUUCAACCAAUUAUCCAAUCAAGUCAAUCACAUGGAAACAGUUCGACAGCAAGUCAUGCAGAUAAAGAUUCUGUUCAUCAAUACUAAUGUUCAUCAAACAUCAGAAUGAGGGAAAUGUGAUCACACUGAUUUUGACGGUGGCACGUUUAGUUGGUUUGAGGGUUUCAGAAAAUGCUGAGCUCCUGGGAAUUUCACAUCUCUGGAGUUUACACAGAAUGGUGCAAAAAGAAGGAAAAAAAAAACUCAGUGAGUGGCAGUUCUGUGGUUGGAAAUGCCUUGUUGAUGAGAAAGGUCAGAGAAAAAUGGUCAGAGAAGAAUGGUCAAGAGGCCAAGAGUGUUUAGAGCUAACUGGAAGGCUAUGGUAACUCAAAUAACCACUCUUUCACCUUGAGGUGGGAGGGCUACAAUAGCAGAGCACCACAUCAGAUGCCACUCUUGUCAGUCAAGAACAGGUAAGUAAGGCUACUAGCACACAUAAAAAGACCAGUCGAAGUGUUUUCCUGGUCUCGACUGACAGGAGUGGAACCUGAUUGCUGUUCUGUAGCCUAACUGCCUCAAGGUUUGGCAUGUUAUGCAUUCCGAGAUGCUUUUCUGCUUAUAAUAGUUGUAAAGAAUGUUUAUGAGAGUUACUGUAGACUUGCUGUCAUCUCAACCCAUUUAGGCCAUUCUCCACAUGAUUGGCUGAUUGGACAAUUACGUGAAUGAGCAGGGGUACAGGUUCUCCUGUUACAGUCUCAGGUGAGUGUAUGAGGACUAAUAAAAUGAAUAUAGUCACUUUAAAAGAUGAAGAAAUGGAAAUGGGAACAACGUGACUACCAUGUAGUUUAAACCGUGCUUAAUGUGCCUGUGUUUUUAAGGUAAUGUAAACAAAUAAUAAUAAUAAUUUCAUGUUUUCAUUUGCCUUCGUGCAUCUUCUGAGCAUAAAUAAAACAUGUUUUUAACAAUGGGGUACUCCCUCAACAA
Molecule: messenger RNA, 2667 nt
Organism: Ictalurus punctatus (channel catfish)
Lineage: Eukaryota; Metazoa; Chordata; Actinopteri; Siluriformes; Ictaluridae
Gene: prelp
Product: proline/arginine-rich end leucine-rich repeat protein
Exons: 3
Coding region: 203-1324 (373 amino acids)
Molecular function (GO): protein binding
Source: RefSeq, a predicted model, not a curated record